Messenger RNA from Cinara cedri, 9872 nucleotides. The record is from the annotation of a GenBank genome assembly. Lineage: Eukaryota; Metazoa; Arthropoda; Insecta; Hemiptera; Aphididae.
UACGAGUCAUUCGGUACUCAUUCGGCAUUCCGCAUUUGUUUCUCAUUGCGGUCGCUUUGUUUUCUGAUUUCGCAUAUAGUUGAUUGAGAGUAAUUGUGUUCAUUUCGUUUCAAAAUCUCGUAUUUCGAUUUCCAUUAGUUAUUAGUUGAUAGAUUAUAAAACGUAUUCUCAUCGAGUGUUAUAUUUAUUUAACAGUCGCCGAAUUGAACAUUUUAAGUACAAUGGCUCAGAAUGAAGCUGCAAAGAAGGUAAAAUCAAACAUGGUUAAUACUACUAACAUAGGUAAUCGAUAAAUAUUUACUCGUUUGACAAUUCAACAGGUGUUGGAAAUUUAUUGGUUUUUUUUUCUAAUCUAGUACUGCAUAUAUCUAGAUUAAUUCUCAAACGAUUUCAAUUUUGUUGUUCGGAAAGUCUGUUGGCCAUUCAUUUUUAAUUCCUUUGAUUAAUCAUAAUAUGUAUCAUUUAAAACUAAAUAUGCAGUAUUAUCAUAACUUGAUUGUUCGUUAAAAUAUUUUAUUUUCAUUACAAUUAUUCAAGAGUCAUUAUAUUAUUUUAAACAACACAAUUAAGUUGUAGGCGUAUAAAAUAUUUAAUAUAUGUUUUAGGAAUAUUAAUAAAGUUUAUAUUUUGCUGGGUGUGUGUGGAUAAAUGUGAAGCAGCAUUUCAUUUUGUUUUUCUGUUUAGAGUUAAACACAUUUAAUUUUUUUUCUAGUAUUCAAUUGUUUAAUCUAACAAAUAGGUUAUAUCGUUCAGAUUUAUACAGUUUUUACAAAAAUUGAGUCUUUAUUUUAGAAAUGAUUAAUUACUUACAUAUUAAAUUAUUAUCCAUAACAAACACGGUAAAACGCCUAGUGUUUACUGAUUGUAACUUUUAUUAAAAAUUAUGACAACUAAUAGUUAUAUUAAUUGAUGAAUAUAUUUUCAGGCUAAAGAAUUCCAUGAAACAUUGAAGGUUGAAGUAUGUAUUAAUCAACUAUAAUUUUAGUACAGUAGAUACUGCUUAAUAAGUUAAUGUUUGUAAAAAGUGAUUUUGUCACUUACACCAAAUAGCCUUCUAACAGUCAAUUUUUAAGGUCAUUUAUAACUUUUUAAAGUUUUUGAUUUUAGAAAAACAAAACCUGAUAAUAAUAGAAUUAUUAUCAAAACUCCUUCUUGGUCAAAAUCACUACUAGCAUUGUCAUGUAAAAACACAGGGAAUUGAAUAAAUGGUAUAACAGUAAACGGAUAUUUCAUCCCCAACAAUGAAUAAGGUAGAGUUUGGUCUCAGGGAGUUAUUAGCCAUAGGAUGUUUGGUACCCGGCAUAUUUUGAUUAUAUAGCAUUAGGUUCUCAGAUAUUUUUAAAUCAUUAUUUAUUAAUUUCUUCAAAAGUUCAUUAUUUCACUAACAGUAAAUUAAUACAUUUAUUUUUAAUGAAUAAUUUAAUUUGGAAAAAAAAAUUGUUUUAAAAAUUAACUAAUGUCUAAUAUACCUAUAUAGGUAUAAUGAUGAUGACAUUUUGUACUGUUUAAAAACAUAAGUCAUUUGACCUAAAAAUGGUAUAUCAUUUUUUUAAAUUUUUUUUUUAACUUAAUAUAGGUAAUUGUGAUUUAUUUAAAUCUUUAUUGUUUGUAAUUAUAUUGUAUGAAUAUAUAUUUGAAUUUGUAGUAUUUUCAUUUAAACAUUAAAUUGUUUAUUAAAAAUGAAUGCAUUAAUUUUUAGUGAAAUAAUAAACUUAUGAAUAAAUUAAAAAAUAUAAUAAUAGUUUUUAAAAAAACUGAUAACCUAAACAAACGUCCUAUCUUAAAAAUUGGUGGGGAUAAAAAGUCCGUGAUUCUAGUAAAACGAUCGUAAGCAACCAUAAAUGUCAACCUAUAGACAAAAAGUUGUCAUUUAUACUAAUUUUUGUUACUUAUGAUCCAAAUAUUUACAAUAUUAAAUACUUUUGGUGCUUACAAAAACCAUACUACCAACUAUCAAUAAGGUAAAUUUUAUUUGUGAUAUUGAUACCAGAGUCCAUUCUAUCUGUGUAUCAUAAUGUCACAUUAAAUUUACCACAUUAUCAAAUAGUCAUCUAACAGUCGAUAUUAAAUACCCAAUUACUUACAUAAUACAAAUUAUUAACAGUACCUUUACCAUUGAAAUUGGAUUCAUAUCAAGUAAUUUUAAUGAAUGGAUUAUAAUUUUAACCAACAUCACAUUAAACAUUACCUACUGUAUUAAAAUAUCUUAUGGUGUCUUAAGUUAUAUGCUUUUCGCUUACUAACCUAACCCAACCUAGGUAUGUUUUAUAUAAGUAUUUUGUUAUAUAAUUAAAUAUUGGGAAUAAACAUCUAAUACAAUUAUUAAUAUAAACUAAUAUAAUUAAUGUUGAAGAAUUCGCUUAUGUUUAUUUAUUAUUUUCUAAUUUGGUAACCAAUAAAUUUUCAAGUCACUUGUGAUUAUAAAUUACUUGUGCAUUUCAAAAUCAAAACUAAAUCUUUCAGCUACUAUUAUAUUAUGUACUUAUGCCUGCAAUUAGCGUCUUUUGUAUUGUGUUAAUAUAUAAGAACUAUUAUAAAUUUGAAAAAAGCUCUAAAAUUCAGGCUACUAGAUCAGAAUUCAAACCUGAGUAUCUCACUUUUCAAGUACCAAUGAUAUUUCCGACUAUUUUAACUUAUUGUUAACAGAACAUUCUUGAUAAAGUUUAUUUAUUAUUAAAUAAUACAUAUUUUUGUAAACUAUAAUUUAUAAUAAUUAGAUAUUUUAAUUUUCUCUGUAUUUGAUCAAUUUUGUUAAAACAGAAAUGUUUGUAUAAUAAAUUAAAUAUUGUUUUAUAUUAGUUUGCUAUCAGACAGGGAUCAUAAAUACACAUUAAUGAGUCUUGUUGAAGUAAUGAGAAUAAAAUGUUUUCUGGAUUGUGUCAUGCUUAACUUAAAAAAUGAUUUUUGAUUGAAACAAAGAUGUUGGACUUGCUUUAUUAAACAUUUAUUUAUUUUAGUAUUAAUAAACAUUAAAAUAAUUUUAUUUUUAUUUAUAGGCCGAGAAUCGUAUUGUGCAAAAAUUUCCAGAACGAAUUGUCUAUUUAAAUGAAUUGCUAAAAAAGCCAGAGUUUUGUAUCUCUGAAAUUGAUUUUAAAUGCAGCUUAGAACUCCCAACAGUGUUCAAAUUGGAAAAUAGUGUAAACAAGUGAGUUGAUUUAAAGUUUAGAUACCUGCUCAGUGUACAUACUGUAUUACUGAUUGUAUCAAAAGCAAAAAUGUAUUGCCGGUUUUAUACGUUAAUAAGUAUUUAGUGAUAAGAAGAUCAAACCAGUUAUUACAUUGUUUGGCGUGAAAAACCUCUUACGUGCAAAAAAUCGUAAAAUGCUAUUUUUAUAUUUCUGAAUUCAGAAAAAAAUAUACCAUCUAGUGAUAAAUGUUUCAAACGUUUUGAUGUUGCAAAAACAUUUUUGUUCUUCAAAGCAAUGAACCUCCUAUGUAAGCUGUAAAGUAAAUGAAUGAAUGUGUUGCCUGGAUUAUCAUGAUAUGUGUAUGAUACAACCGGUUUCAAAUUUAACAUUUAUCACUGAGCAUAUCACAGUCAAAAUGUCAAACGCGACUGAAUAUAAAGAAUUUAUAGAAAAAAAUUAUACAAAUUGGUCAUUUUACAUAGAAUAUAGAAAUAAUUUAUUUUAAUAUGAGAAGUUAUUUAAAAUAGAUUAUUAUUAGUCAGAUGUGUUAAUAAAUAUAAAUUAUUUGAUUAUUAUUCAUUAUCUGAAAUGUAUUGAUAUAAGAUAUUAUUUUUAAAAUCAGUUUGUACAUUAAAUUGCUAAACAUGUUUCAGAAAAUACCCAUAUUAUAAGCUUUGAUAUGAAUACAGACUUGGAGAUAUUAAAUACUCAAAAUAACAUUUCCAUUAAUUCAGUUUUAGAAAUUAUAUAUAUACAAUUAAAUAAAGAAAAAUAAUUUGAAUAAUCUUUUAAAUGUACAAACUGAUUUUAAAAAUAACAUUUAUUAAUUUUUUGUUUAUGUAUUUAUUUACGAGUAUUAACCAUUUUAAUAAUUCUGUUUUAAUUUAUUAUUUUAUUGUAUGUGAAAUGUUAUCCGAUAUAACCAUGUACUUAGUGGAGGUUUUUCACACUGUUGGUUUGUAUGCAUUGGAGGUAAAUCAGCUGGUGUUUGUCGAAUAGAAGGGAAGAUUAUACAAUUCUUGAUAACAUUUAAUAUUUUACCUUCUCAACUUCUCACCCAUAACAAUGGCUGUACCAAUUGGCGUCAUUUGAAAUAAAAUCACAGGGUAGCAGCAACAGAUGUGUCAUUUCACAUUUUUUCACAGGAUGCAAAAUUUAUUAGUAAAGCUACUCGCUUUGAUCGUGUACCACACAAAGGACAUCAUGAAUAAAUUUCCAUAUAAAAAAUUCUAUUUUCCCAUUACUGUAUAGCAUAUUAAUAUUGAUUAUUGAUAAUAGUCGAGUACCUACAAUAUUCAAAAGAUAUGUCAGUAUAUUAUAUAAGUAUAACUAUUUUUAAUAAACAUAAACAAAUUGAGUAUGAAGAAGGUACUCAUUAAUUAUUGUUUAUAUAAGUUGCACAAACUACACUCAGUCCAUGUACCUAGUACCUAUAUAGAAUAUUAUAUUCUUUUGAUAUAAUAAAAUAAAAAAAUUCACUAUUCCAUAAUAAAUUACUGAUGCAUAUUCCAAAGUUAUAGGUAUAUUAUUUAUGCUGUUUUUGUGUUUUGAAAUACUGAUCAAAAAAAAAAAAAAAAAAAAAAAUGGGCAAUAACGUAUUCAGUAUUAAUCUAUAAAGAUAUUAAACUUCAGUUUCAUAUCUAUAUCUACCUAGCUAUAGUGAUAAAACGACAAAAAACAUUUUUGUAAAAAUUUUACAAAAUAAUGUACAUUCUGAAAUUUCUUUUUAAUUUUUAAUUACUAAAAUUAUAUUUAAACAUUUGAUUUAUUACAGUUGUGAUGGAAAAAAUCCUGGCAAAAGGCCACGUUUAGAUUCAAAUUCGUACGAUGCAACUCCAGAACAACCACUCAUACCAUCUAAUAAGAAUCUUACUGAAGUUUUUAAAAUUCUGAAACCCAAUAUCAAACAGUUGGUUGAAGACACUAAUGCUGUAAGUGAAAUACAUUUAUAUUAUACAGGGUGUUUCAUUAAGAAUGUUAGAUUUAAUUCCGUUAUUACUUUAUUUAAAACAAAUAUUAAGGACAAAAAUAAUUAUAUGAAUAUGUAGUAUACACACUACAAUUUAUGCAUGGAAUAUAAUAUCUGGCAUGUAGACGCCCCUCUUUCGCUGGCAGGCUUUAGUUAUGGCAUAAAAAUUUUCUAUUGCUUGCUGACACAUAUCCAGUUUCUCGUGAUCGCUAACUUUGAGUUACUAUGACAAUUGAAAUUUAUAGGGAUGCAAAUCAAAAUCUCUUUUCAUAAUUUGAUACAAUGAACUCAUCAGUGUCACCAACUCCUGUAACUUCAAUAACCAUUUUUUGAUUGAAAAGUGAUCUGCGACUGUGUUGGCGUGUAGGAAUUUUUUUAUGCAUCUUGCACUGAGUCAGUUUCCUCAAAUUUAGUCAUCAGUUGGCAAUUUGUUGACUCAUUAGGUGCCUCAUUUUGACCCAUAAUCCAUCAAAGCUUACACACUGUUUCGACAUAACUUUGAUUGUGACAAUAAAAAAUCUUAACAAUUAAAAUGCAUUCUUCAAUAAUAAGUCGUACAAUGGUUAUAUAAACAAAAUAAAUCAUAAAUGUUUAUAGUAUCUCAUUUCGAAGAGAUAACAUGAUAUUAAAAAAAAAAAAACAGGUCAGCUAAUGAGCGGAACAAAAAUUAAUGGACAAUUUAAAUCCGCCGUUCUUAAUGAAAACCCCUUUUCAAUCAAAUUUUUUGUUAAUAAUAAAUAUCUUUUUCAGCUAAAAAUGUGGGUAUCCUUAUUAAUUCCAAAAAUUGAAGAUGGUAACAAUUUCGGGGUAUCUGUUCAAGAAGAUACUCUUGCUGAAAUACAACAGGUCGAAGUUGAAGCUACCAAUUAUCUUGAACAAGUGUCUCGCUAUUAUAUAGCUCGUGGAAAACUAGUCACCAAGGUUUGUAUUAAUCUAAAUGUUUCAAUAGCAAUAAUAAAGGUUUAAUAGUUAUUAAUACUAUGUGUGCGUCAUAUACAAAUAAUCAUUUCCAUAUAUUUAAUUAUUCAGAAAAAAAAUGUAUUCUGAGCGAUGUUUUUUGUAUAUGAUUUGGAAGCCUGUCAUAUUGUUAAGAUUUUGGUAAAAAUUAAAUCUUAAAAACAAUUAUAAAAAAACCACCGAAAUAUUUUGAAAAUUUGACCAUGUCUAGAAAAAAUUAAUACAGAAAGAUAUUUUUUAUCAUCAACCAAUAAAUUUCUUAGAGUUGCCAAUUUAACAUUUAGAAAUAGAUAUGUAAUUUAUUAUCCUUCUCUACUCCUCCAGUCUAAACAUUAAACAGUUAUAACUGACAAACUGCAAAUCUGAUAUUAUUUUUAUACAUAUGAAAAUGUUUAUUAUUAUAUUAUCUAUUUGAAUCUGUGUUUAAAAAGGGAGUUCUUAGUAAUGGUAAAACAUUAAAAAUUAUUUUGAAAUAAAGUUUGAACAAUUCCCUAAUGAUAAAUAAAAAUCAUAAAAAUUGUUGAUGCACAAUAAAAAUAAAUCAUCCUGUUUAAGUAAUCUGUGUACAUUUUAGCUCUCUACAAUAAUUUUUAACCAAAUUGAAAAUAACAAAACCAUUAGUGCCUUAAAUCUUCCCUUAUUUCCUAUGUUUUCUUUUUGGUUUUUCCCAAUUAUUAUAAAAACUGGAUGGAAAAUCAAAAUACUCCUUUCUUAUUCACUAACUAGGUCCCAAAAUUCAAUAAAAGAAAAGAAAAAAAGCAUUUUUAGUUUUCAAUUGAACAAAGUCUUUUGGUUGAAAACAUAAAAUUUAAAAUAUUGAAACAUCAUAGUGUUAAACAAUUAAUUAUUAAUUAAUGAUAUUUUUAAAUAUUAAAUUUUGAAUUUUAUUAUUGAAAAAAUUAAUUUAAUACAAACUUCAAAAAUGUUAUAUGUGCCUGGUAUUGUUUUUAACUUUGAAUCUAAAAUUUGUAUAAUAUAUGCAUAUAAUUUAUAAAUUAAUAAUAUAAUAAUUAUUUUAAAUUUGUAAUUAAAUAUAUAUAUUUUAGGGCUUAUGAUUUCACGUGUACUUAAACACACGGAUCAAUGCACGUGUUUCAUAAUUACACGUGUAUUUACUAUUAUAUGAGUAUUUAAUAAUACCUGUGAUUUUGACAUUGAUCGUUGCGUGAUCACGUCCAAUGACUUAGAAUAUUAAUAUUCUAAUUUAAAGUUACACCGUGUAAUACAUUUAUAUAUUGUCAACAAAAAUUAUGUUAUUUAUUUGUUAAUAUUAUACAAUAGUAUUAUCAUAUUAUAGGUACCUACUACAUGAUACACAAUAAAUUAUAAUUAAUUAAAGAUAGGUAUAAAAAAAAAAAACAAAUGUAACAGCAAUAAAUAAUAAUGGAAGAUAUUAGUCUAGCAUUUCAGUUUUGGAAAACAUUAUAAAUUAUAACUUAUUAAUUAAAGAUAUAGAAAAAAUAUCAACUACAAAACAAACAAUAAUACGUUACUGGAUGUGAUCUUGCAACGGUCAAUGUCAAAAUCGCAAGCAUUAUUAAAUAAUUAAAUAUUAAAAAAAUAAAAACAAAAAUUAUUAAAUGGUUAAUACUCAUUAAUAAAUAUAUAAAUAAAUUAUUUCUUAGUAGAAAUAAAUGAUAGUAAAUGAAAUAAAUUUAUUAUUAUAUCAUUUAUUUCUACUUAAAUACACAUGUAUUUAUAACUACACGGUUUAAUACAAGUCUAUCCGUGUACCCGUGUAUUUUAAAUACCCGUAGGAAAUCAUAGUCUCUAAUAUAUUUAUUAAAACAUAUUAUAAUACUCAUAUUCUGAAUAAAUGCAAUGAAAUAAAACUUAAAUAAGAUAAUUAAAAUAUUUAUAAAAUUGAUUGUGAAUUUUUUUACCUUUAUAAUAUGUUUGUAUAGGGACUUUAUUUGUUAAUUGACUAUAUUUCUAAAUAGCUUAUUAUAACAUUAUGUUAAAUUUUAAUUUUCGAGUAUAGCAUCAUAGUUUUAUUAUGAUACUAUGUGUAUAAAUACUGAGAUUAUUUAUCAUGUAUGUUUUUUUGGCAAAAUUAAAUUCACUUAAUUCCUUUAAUGAAUCCCAGCCAUCUAUAAGCUUUGCAUGUAAUGCAAUUAAUUUGUGAACUUGGAGAUUAAGAGAGUAGGAAUUAGAAGCCGAAAUUAUGUUUUUAGUUUACUGACAGAAAUUCAUCAUGUAAGUAAAAACUAUCGGAGACCUAUUUUUGGUAAAGGUCAUACUGACAUAGAAUGAUAUUUAUUAAUAUUGAGUGCUAACUAAGUGUUUUACCCCACGUUAAAAAUCUAAAAACUUUAAUGGUUUAAUAACAUAUGAUACUGCUAGAUAUUUUUGUAAUAAGAAUGUCUAGCCAUUUAAUUUUAGUUCUAUUAUAUAUUAGUCAACGAUUGUAUUUUGAAAAAAAAAAAAUGAUUAUAAUUUUUAAAUUAUUCAUGUUUUAGAUUUUGAAAUACCCUUCUGUAGAAGAUUAUAGACGAGCUGUAGAUGAAUUGGACGAAAGAACUUAUUUAUCCAUGGCCCUUACCAUGCAUGAAAUACGCAAUCGUUAUUCUACAAUGCACGACAUUGUGAUCAAGAACUUUGACAAAAUAAAAAAACCUCGGUCCUCAAACACUGAUAGCCUUUACUAAGAAUAAUAUAAGAACUAUACUAAUUUAUUCAGAUUUUUACCUUUGUCAUUCCUUUUAAGUUAUUCUGGUGAUUUUUUUUUUUUAGUAAAAAUCCAAAUUUUAUAAAUAGUAUAGAUAAACUCAAAAAAAAUUUUCUACAAUUUUAAAUUAAAGAUGUACUGAGCAUAUAUCUAAAGUAUAUCUUUGAUUUCCAACUUUAUUACUGUAGGCGGUCCCAGUUUUAUUCAAUUGUAGGUUUACCAGACACCCAACAAAAUGUUAUGUAUAGUAAAUAACAAUAUGUUUUUUUUUCUAUGCGUUUCUGUAAAUUUAAGUUUAAAUAAAUUUUAGAUUAUUCACUAUUUAUUAUUGUGAAUAUUAUUACCAGUUUUCUAUCUUGUUUAUAUGACAAGUUGUUCUUUUAUUUGAUAUUAGCUAUGAUUUAAUCUAUGCUUUAUUUUCAAAUUACAGUUUUUAAAUAAUUUGGUUAAAUAAAUCAUUUAUAUAUUUAUCUAUUAAGGUUCCUAUUAAAAUGUUUAUAGUAUUUAUAUUUUGUUGGCAUUACAAAUAUUACCACAUGUUUUUAUGUACAAUUAUGUACUCGGUGCAUAAUAUUCGUGUUAAUAUCAAAGUGGUGAUUUUUUUGUUAAGUUCUUCAUGUAAAAGUUACCGUGUUAGAAAUUAGAAGUGUUAUUACUAUUGAUCGAAUAUGAAUGUAUGGUUCAUUACAAUUUUAAGAAUAAUUUCUUUUACAAAACGGUCAUUUUGAAAAUAUCGAAACAAAUAGUUUUUCUUUUAGUAAUUAAGGGUAAAAAUAAAAAUUACAUUUUCUCUACAUAUGUUAGUACAUGAAAUUCAAUUAUAAAAAAAAAUCAAUGUUAAUACAUACAAAAAUCCUUAGAACGUUGUUGGAAACUGCAUUAUAUUACGUUGGCUCAUUUAUCAUACAGUAAAACCUCGUUAAGAUGCUCAAAGAGAAAAUUGUAAAUCCGCGUAUUAUGCGGGAUGACAUAAUACCUGCAAGGAUGGAAGUUGGUCACUUUUUAAGUAUUAUCAUACAAUUUUAUGAAAAAUAAUUAUAUUGAUAUUUAUUACGAGACAUUGGUAUCUUAUAUUGUUAUAAUUUGUUAUGCGAUGAAAAAGAAAUUUAAAAUUGUAUAUAAAUUUAACCUAAUACUACCAAAGACUGGC